Brugia malayi is the source of this 348-nucleotide messenger RNA. RefSeq lists its product as uncharacterized. Bases 1 to 348 code for a protein of 115 amino acids. The transcript has 3 exons. NCBI's taxonomy places the organism in Eukaryota, Metazoa, Nematoda, Chromadorea, Rhabditida, Onchocercidae. The record is from RefSeq and is a predicted model, not a curated record.
AUGUUUGCGGACAAACGCGGCGAAGGUAUGAAAUUCGUAGUGCUGGAAAAAGCAGUGGUGGCAGUCAAAAAUUACAUUCAUGAGCUGUAUAAUACAACAUCAAAAGCGAGCGCAGAUAUGAGUGUAAAAGAAGCGAUGGUAGAAAUGUUUUCUGCCGCUGUGAACAUGGAAAAAAUACGACCACCACGGAUGUGUUGUCCGUUUCGUGGAACACCCAAAUGGGCAAGUGGGCAUGCACAAAAAGGACGCCAACAGACACAUUUUGAUGAUCUUAUAUUCUGGCUUUAUGUCACGUGUGAGCUGUUUGCAAAGGAACGUGAACCCAUUCAACCAUUGCCCCCGACGUAA